GGUACAAGUGCACCGCGCAAGUUUCAUCCAAACAGAUGAUGCCCAGAGAGACGGCAUUAUCUCCUUCUGCUUUAAACGAAGCGUGGUGGACACUUGAAGGGGCCUGAAACGUGAACUUUGAAUCUAAUUCCAUGCUUGGGAGUGAAUUUAAAGCGACCCACUGAAAAUGACUUUCUUCUGUACUCUGUGUUUAAAAAGUUGGCAAAAAUGAAGUUUGGCAAAAGCGUUUGUAUCAUUAACGUGGGUGGCACCAAGUAUGCUUUUCCAAAGGACGUAAUCAAGAAUUUCCCUCUGAGGAGAGUAAGUCGUCUCCACAGUUGCGCCUCGGAGAGUGAAGUGCUGGAAGUGUGCGAUGAUUACGAUCGAGAGAGUAACGAGUUCUUCUUUGACAGACAUUCGGAAGCGUUCGGUUUCAUUAUGCUCUAUGUGAAGUACGGCAAACUGCGCUUCGUCCCGCAUAUGUGCGAGCUGUCAUUUUAUAACGAGAUGAUUUACUGGGGUUUGGAAAGCUCUCAUUUGGAGUUCUGCUGCCAGCGGAGACUCGACGACCGCAUGUCCGACACGUACACUCACUUUCCCGAGGAGGACCAUAAAACGGACGAUGAAUUUAGGGCGACGGAUGAUGCGUCAACCCCGGCGGACACGAAGCGGGACUCCAAGUGGCUGGAACGGAUGCGUAUGACAUUCGAGGAGCCCACCUCCUCUUUAGCCGCACAGAUUUUGGCAUCCGUGUCGGUCAUUUUUGUCAUUGUGUCCAUGGUAAUGCUUUGCGCGAGCACUCUUCCUGACUGGAAAACUGCCGAGAGCAACAUAGUGGAAGAGCACAGGUACACAGACUCUUUAGAGCAUCCAUCCGGGAUCAUUGAGGCGGUGUGCAUCGGCUGGUUCACGGCAGAGUGCAUCGUGCGCUUCAUUGUUUCCAGAGACAAGUGCGAGUUUGUUCGACGUCCACUAAACAUCAUAGACCUUCUGGCCAUUACACCCUAUUACAUCUCAGUGACCAUGACAGUUCUCACGGGAGAAAACUCUCAGCUGCAAAGGGCUGGCGUGACGUUACGUGUGUUGCGCAUGAUGCGAAUAUUUUGGGUCAUCAAGCUAGCACGGCAUUUCCUGGGCCUCCAGACUUUGGGGCUGACGUUGAGGCGCUGUUACCGUGAAAUGGUCAUGCUUUUGGUCUUCAUUUGUGUGGCCAUGGCCAUAUUUGGGGCAUUGGCGCAACUUCUGGAGCAUGGUCUGGAUCUGCAGUCUGGGAACGAUGGAUAUGCUAGCAUUCCUGCCGCCUGCUGGUGGGUUAUUAUCUCCAUGACGACUGUCGGCUAUGGAGACAUGUACCCCAUCACUGUGCCGGGACGUGUGCUUGGUGGCCUGUGCGUUGUUAGUGGUAUAGUGCUGCUGGCUCUUCCAAUCACAUUCAUUUACCACAGCUUUGUGCAGUGCUACCAUGAACUCAAGUUCCGUUCUGCUCGCUGCACCAGAAGCCUCUCCGCUGAGUUCCUCAACUGACUCCCUCCCAAGGUUUGGCUUACACCAAUAAUGUGACUCAGUCGAAUCUCUACUUUCUGGUAGAGAAACCAAACCCAACAUUUUUGUAUGGUGACAUCUCCUGGGGCAGUUCCAUCUGACACUUUUAUCUUCAGAACAGGCUCCCUCGACAAUGCUGAGUUUCAGUGGUGUAUCUGUUACUCAAGGGGCUGGAUGGUGGCCAGAUGUACUUGACAGGUACACACUGCUGGAGGACAGCUUACUAAUGUCAAUCAGAGGCCUUGAAAAGACUCCACUCCGUGGCUCAGCAACCUCGCACUUUCAGAUAUUCGCAUUACCCUGUACAUUUGGCAUCCUGCCUGAAGGAUUUAGCUUCUGAAUGCUGCUUAGACAGCCUACAGGGUUGGCAAGCACAUAGGAGAGAAAUAAUUAAAUCGUCUUGUCACCCAGGAACCUCUCUUUGAUGAUGCUUUCAUUUAUAAAAGGCAAUGAAGUUUUAAAGCUGUACCAAUUUUUUCCCCCUGCAUUUAAAAUAUCGAAGGCAACAGAGCCUCACUUUUUAGACAGCUAUAAUCAAUCAGAUCAAAAAGAAAGAUGACUGACAAUAGAUUAAUAAAACAUGGAUUUCAAUCCAUCUUUUCCAGUUACGAGUACACUUUCCAGGCUAAAUUGUCACGUAGAGCUCAAUUUGGUGUGACAGCAAGCUUCCAGAGAUAGUAGGAGAGAACAAGCCAAAUACAGUGAGGUAAAGGAAAAGAGAGAAUUGUAGGGAUGGAGUGAGAGGUGUGUGGGCAGCGUACUUAGAGUGGAACAUAACGGGCCACGGAGAGAGAGUGCUGUCAUGGAGAGUUGGGUGUUUUGGAUGGCACCACGCAGAGCAUGUAGAGUUUUUCCAGAAUCUGCUACCUGUGAAUGUUCUCUACUGCCUUGCCUUUUUAGAUUGGGGAAAGAGAAGCCUUGAGGCUUGUGCAUAUCAUCUGGGUUUCACAUAAAACUUUCUGGAAGUCCAUGAAAAGCUCUGGAGAUCCUUAGGGACACAACCACCUCAAGGCCUUCUCUCCUCUCUUGGAGUCACCCAUGCCACCCACUUCUCCCCGACUCACUGCUGUCUCUAUGUUGUUGUGGCUCUCAUGUUCAUUAUUGCUCUUAGACAGACACCAGACAAAUCUGUACUUUUGUCUUUACACAUUUCUCCAAAGUUUGUGGGAAUGAAAGUCAUGAGAGGGCAUCUGCUGGGGGAAAUGCACAAAAAUGGGUUAUUUGAUGCUAAAUAUGAACACUGUUGAGCUACUAUUUCAACUUUGAUAAGAAAAACAAAUCUUUAAAUUCAAAAUGAAAUCAAAAUUGAAACUAUAUACCUUUUUUUAAUGCAUAUUUCCUGUUUUACUUUCAAACCAUUGAAAGGUUUAACUUUCCAUUGCUUAUAUAAUAGUUAUUCUAAUGUCCAUGCAUUCACCUCAUAUUGAAUCCACGAUAUAUCUCAUGACAAGUUGUAAUAAUAGUACGAGAUGGGGAAAUAGUAAGAAAUUGAGUUUGCUUGUAUAAAAACAUCACUUUUACUCCCAUAGAGAACAAUAACGAACCAACGAAUGAUGUCAUAAGGAAGUUUAACUCCUUACCCAAACCUUGAACCGAACAAUGAUUUUAACUGGAAAAUAAGUUUUAUUUUACAUGGGGGGAAAUAAAACAUUGGGACGACGGAAGUGUAUUACAGGUUAUUGACAUACAUCAGUCAUUUGCAUUGCAUAAAUAAAUAUUAAAUGGGUAACACAACUUUACAGAUGUUUUCUUUCUUAAAAUAAGGCGUUGGAUAGGAGGCUAGCUAAAAUUUGAUGCAUGUAUUGUAUCGAUUUUGUUGAUUGGUCGGGUCUCUAUGGGAAUAAAAGAUGUACCUUUUCAUACGAGCCAAGUCGUACGGUAUCUUACGAUUUCACCAUCUUGUAUGAAUUUUUUACUUGUUGUCAUGAGAUUAUGUUGCAAAAUAAUUACUAUGGUAUGAGAGUUAUAUUCAUUUUAGGCAAGAAUUUCAUUAUGCCAGUUUUGUACUGGCAUUUUUAUUUUAUUUAUUUAUUUGUAAUUAAUUUCCCAAUUUUUUUUCAGUUAGGGCUUUUCUUCAAGUGCAAUAAAGUAGCUCAUUUGAUCACUUUUGUCAGGUUGUUGCCUUUAUCUUUACUUUCUUCUCUAUAUGGAAAUUUUCAUUUAUUAGAUAUUUAAUUGCAUAUAUCCAAGUGUGUUUCAGGAUAUGACCACUGUUCAAUACAGCUGAAAUUGUAAAAUAUUUACUAUAUGAUAUUAAUUUCUCAGUGGGACAGAGGGCAAAACCCAUCAAUGAUACAAUAUUCAGUAUGAUUUGUAAGGAUGUGUUUUAUAUGGUGUUUACAAAAUGUUCUAUUACUGUCCAGUGGAAAUAUUUAAAUGGUUCUUUUUCACAGAGAGAAAAAAUGCUGGACAACAGAUUGACAGAAAUCCAGUUAAAUAUUUUUGUUGUGUAACAAAGUCAAUAUUCUGUUAUUUGUACAAACUUGCAUUUUUACAAAAUUCCUAACCUGAGAGACCAAACUAACUUAAAAUGUAACUCUUCCUAGAGUUUUCAAGCUACACCCUCACACACAUACAAUUUCCCAGUAACAGACUGUAAUUCUGACUGUAUUUUUUCCUAAUUUCAUUGUUUUUUUUUUCAUUACAAACUAUAUUAUCAGCUAACAGUUUGAGUGAAAAAUUUGUGCAAAACCCGAUGAUUAUGAUAUAAUCAUGAUCCUGCAUAUGAAAGGAUUUAAUGAAAGAACCUGUCCUUUUGUACAAAAUGAGUUAACACAGUUUCACAAAUUUGCUUAUUUGAUUACUGAUCUCGAAAUUGUGUGGAAUCUUAAAUAUUUCUUAUAUUAUGUCAUACAUUUUUUUAAAUCACGCAGAGGAGUAAUUACUAGCAUGCAAGCAACAUCGAGAGAGGAGUAGUUUAUUUUAUUUACAGUAUAUGAAGUUUGCA
Molecule: messenger RNA, 4468 nt
Organism: Myxocyprinus asiaticus (Chinese sucker)
Lineage: Eukaryota; Metazoa; Chordata; Actinopteri; Cypriniformes; Catostomidae
Product: potassium voltage-gated channel subfamily G member 3-like
Exons: 2
Coding region: 208-1503 (431 amino acids)
Biological process (GO): protein homooligomerization; potassium ion transmembrane transport
Cellular component (GO): voltage-gated potassium channel complex; membrane
Molecular function (GO): delayed rectifier potassium channel activity
Source: RefSeq, a predicted model, not a curated record